AUGCCCGAAUUUGUUGCCAGAAGAGCAUUUAAGCAAUUUCAAUUUAAUAGUAUUGUGGAUGAUAAAAAGAUCAAAAUCAGCGAUGGAAAUCAUCAAAUGGAAGUUCCUUUUAAAACAUUGUGUUCAUAUAGCAGGAAAGUUAUGAAUGACUACAUGCAAGGAGAAAACAUUGAAGAAUAUAAACUAAAAGGAGUCAGUGAUGAAACAUUUAAAAUCUUUUAUCAACUUUUUAUAAAAAACAAAGUUUCUAUCGAAAUUUCUGAAGAUAUUCUGAAAGAAAUAUAUCAAAUAGGCAUAGAUCUCGAGAUUGAAGACUUUUUCGAUUGGUAUAGUACUCUUAUUUUCAGAGAUGAAAUAAACUUAAAAAAUAUAGAAGAAGUCCUUUCAUUUAUAAGAAAAUCGCGAAAGAAUUACAAUGAAAAACUAGAUGACAUUAUCAUAUUCAUAGCGAAAAAUAUUUCGGAAAUAGAACCAUCAAAACUUAUUGAUUUAUGUCGUAUUGGUUCCGAAAACAUAUUAAGCAAUCAAGAUUUCAUCGAUAAAAUCAUUUCAAAAUGUGAAGAACUCGGAUAUUUUCAAGAUGAAAACAAAGUUGAUAAAGUAUAUGACUUCUUGAUUGCGUUGAUCAAAGAUUGCAGUUAUUUUGCUUAUUAUAUCAAUAAAUUUGAUGCUGAAAUGAUUCGAUCCUCAGUAAUGAAUACGUUAUUGGAUCUUACUUCGAAUGAAUCCUACAAGAAGUAUCAGAAUUAUGUUUUAGAAAUGCAGAAAAAGAUCAACGAACUUGAUGGAAGGAAUCCGAAAAUAGUCAAAGCAAGAUAUGAACAAUAUGAAUCAUUUUUGUCUAUUAUUUGUGACAAAAUUCAUUCAAAUCAAACAAAUGAUGAGUUGAUCAAUAGAUUCUUAGAUAUCUUCCAAAUUCAAAACAAAUUUGAUGAUAUUUAUAAUUUCCUUUCGCAGAGAGCAGAUGUGAAAGAUGAAUCGACAAUAAAAGUUGCAUGUACAAUCGGAUUAUCAGAAAUCGUUGAUGAUCAACAAAACACAAUCCUUCUCUCUGCAUGUUUGAAGAACAAUUACAAUCUUGUCGAAUCUCUUAUCAACAACAAAUGCAACAAAACAGCAAUUAACAAAAAUAAAGACAAUGCAGUUCUUUGCACAUCAAUCAGUGGCAGCACAAAGAUAUUCGAUUUUCUCAUUAAAAAUGGCUUAGAUGCUAAAAUAUCUAACGAAAUCACAGGGAGAAAUGCCGUUUUAACAGCUUGUGAAAGUGGAAACUUUGAAAUGAUUAAGCAUCUAGUAUCUCAAGGCUUUUCACUUUCAGACUUAGACAAAGAAAAUCAAAAUUGUAUACUUCUAGCUGUUUCUUCUGGUAAUUGGGAAAUAAUCCAUUAUUUAAUUCAAAAUGAUGCAGACCCAUCUCUACAUUCAUCAAAUAAUGACCUUCCUAUUUUUAGAUCCGUAAGGCUUGGACAUCUUGAGAUUUUCCAGAAUUUACUUAUAUAUUGUCACAAUUUUGAUCCAAAUGCUGAAGAUGAUUUUCUUACAAUUGCAAUUUCUCAUCAAAGAUACAAAAUAAUAAAAUACAUUAUCGACAAAAAAUUAGUUAGAAUUAAAGAAAAACAUAAAAAUUUAGUUAAAUCGUAUCUUUCGAAUUGCGAUUCUCUUGAAGAAAUAGAAACCAUAAAGAAGAUUGACCCAAUUUUUUCAAGCAAUUAUAAAGCACAGGAAUCUACUAAAUCUGACGCUAAUCAAAACGAAUCAGCAUAUGUUGAUAUAAAUCAAAAUGAAUCAACACCUGCUGAAACAAUUCAAAAUGAAUCAACACCUGUUGAAACAAUUCAAAAUGAAUCAACAUCUGUUGAUAUAAAUCAAAAUGAAUCAACACCUGCUGAAACAAUUCAAAAUGAAUCAACACCUCUGAAAAAUCAAAAUGAAUCAACAUCUGUUGAUAUAAAUCAAAAUGAAUCAACAUCUGUUGAUAUAAAUCAAAAUGAAUCAACACCUGCUGAUAUAAAUCAAAAUGAAUCAACAUCUGUUGAUAUAAAUCAAAAUGAAUCAAUACCUGCUGAUAUAAAUCAAAAUGAAUCAACAUUUUCUAAUCAAACUCAAUCACAAACAUCCGACACAGAACAACCAAAAUCAUCAAAAUCUAGUAAAAAUAAGGACAGCAAAAUAACUAUUGAUUCAUGGCUAUUUAAAAGAUCAAAAUAUCGAAAAAUUUUCUUCUGUAUGACGACUUUAAUUAUACUAAUAUUUAUAUUGAUUCAUUAA
Trichomonas vaginalis G3 is the source of this 2268-nucleotide messenger RNA. Its product is annotated as protein ubiquitination. NCBI's taxonomy places the organism in Eukaryota, Parabasalia, Trichomonadida, Trichomonadidae. The coding region runs from base 1 to 2268 and encodes 755 amino acids. Gene Ontology annotation, molecular function: protein binding. The record is from RefSeq and is a predicted model, not a curated record. The transcript has a single exon. Gene Ontology annotation, cellular component: endoplasmic reticulum membrane.